Molecule: messenger RNA, 1473 nt
Organism: Monosiga brevicollis MX1
Lineage: Eukaryota; Choanoflagellata; Craspedida; Salpingoecidae
Exons: 12
Coding region: 1-1473 (490 amino acids)
Biological process (GO): L-glutamine catabolic process
Molecular function (GO): glutaminase activity; protein binding
Source: RefSeq, a predicted model, not a curated record
AUGAGCUUCCAAGAAGUGUGCAAGGCGCUCGAAGAGCUGUAUCCCGAAGCCGCUGCCAUCCAUGAUGGCAACAAUGCAGAUUACAUUCCGGAACUGGCAAGCGUGAACUCAGACCUUUUUGGCAUUGCUGUUUGCUCGUGCAACGGUGAAAUUUGGCACAUUGGAGACACAGACAUCCCCUACACAUUUCAAUCCACCAUCAAGCCCCUUCUCUACAACGUGGCCAUCAAUCUGGUCGGCGAGGGUGAGGUCCACAAACACAUUGGCUGUGAGCCCUCUGGCCAGCGAUUUAACGCAUUCGUGCUGGAUGAGGAUGGCAACCCACACAAUCCCUUGAUCAAUGCUGGCGCCAUCAUGUCAUCAGCCAUUAUUCGGUCAGAAGUCCCAACACAAGUGGACAGCUUCAAAGCCGUCAAGACAUUUGCUGAGCGCUGCGCGGGCCUCGUGUCUCCGGUCCAAUUUGACAACAGCGUUUUCCUCUCAGAGCUCAACACGGCCUCCCGCAACUUUGCCCUGAGCUACUUUAUGCGCGAGCGCAGCGACUUUCUCAAGACCGUCUCGAUUGAGCGGACUCUGGAACUCUACUUUUCCGCAUGUGCCCUCACCAUCAACUGCAAAGGUAUGGCCACGGUGGCUGCCACAUAUGCCUCUGGUGGCACCUGCCCUGUGACUCGUGACCAGGUGAUUCAACCAGUCCAUGCCAAGGACACGAUGCAAAUUAUGUUCAGCUGUGGCAUGUACGAUUAUUCGGGGCGCUUUGCCUUCGAAGUCGGCAUUCCCGCCAAGAGCGGCGUGUCGGGAGCGCUGAUGAUGUCAGUGCCGGGCAAGUUUGGCAUUGGCAUCUGGUCACCGCGCUUGGACAAGCACGGUAAUACCGUUCGUGGAUUGUGGAUUGCCAAGAAGCUCGUGGAGCGUUUUCCUCAGCUGCAUCUGUUCGGCAACGCCGUUGAACGGGCCAAGGUGCGCCACAACCGCAUGGCUGGUUAUUCUAGUAGCAAACCUCCCAAUGGUCUGGGCGUGGAUGCUGGCUCUCCACAGAAUGCCUUGGAAAGGCAACUGCGCAGCGACCCGGGCGUUCCUGGUGCACAGUUCUUGAUCCACGCUGCUGCCACUGGCAACAUUGAAACGGUCCAAGAAUUGGUGGACAAGCAGAACCUCGAUGUCAACUUUGCUGAUUAUGACGGCCGCACGGCUCUUCACCUGGCCAUGGCGGAAGGACACGGCCAAGUGGCUCGCUUCCUCCUGGACCGUGGUGCGGAUCCCGAACGCAAGGAUCGUUUCGGUGCCACCCCACGCUCAGAAGCUCUCAGCACUGGAUUGUCCGACCUGCUGCCACCUUUGCCUUUGAGUGCUAUGAGCAAGCGCAAAAACUCGCGAAUGUCCAACAGCCCGGCUCGGGACCGCGGGACGCUCAAACAACAGUCCUCGCUCAGCUCCAAAUCAGACUCGAACAAGUCGAGCACCACGGCGUAA